Messenger RNA from Esox lucius (northern pike), 3332 nucleotides. RefSeq names its product tetratricopeptide repeat protein 9A. The record is from RefSeq and is a predicted model, not a curated record. The transcript is spliced from 3 exons. Gene Ontology annotation, molecular function: protein binding. Bases 803 to 1546 code for a protein of 247 amino acids. Lineage: Eukaryota; Metazoa; Chordata; Actinopteri; Esociformes; Esocidae.
UUCAGUGGUCGAUGUUUUUUUGAAAUGUUCUUUGCAGUGGGUGUGGUACUGAAGCUGAAUAGACCUACGCUAUAGGCCUAGACUAAAUAUUAAAUAGGAAAUAAGCCUGUAUGUCUUUUUUGGGAUAUAAUUAUAAAUCCCAAGGCCUGUCGUCUUUAACCAUUAGCAUCCAACGAAUGCUAACACUGGGAAACAACGGCAUCUUAAAAGUAACUCGGUUCGGAUUACAUCACCCUGGGGCCCACGUACCGCGCAUUACCGCGUACCCGUGCAGCGGCAAAAUCAACAAUCACUGUCUCUGCGCACGCACAGCACAUACAGUAGGAGCGCCAUAGGGCUGACUUCAUAUACCGAACUGGACAGAGUGAACACAGACGCAUGAAAGACGUUGUCAGCCUUCACUCUCUUGAUGCUGCGUUCCUCGUUUUUAAUGCUACGGGCUCAAGCGAAAUAGGCCCGGAUCACCGGUCUGUGACGACAGGAGCCCAUGGUAGAUACUACAGAAUAUCGAUUUUAUGAGGAGAGAGCUAUAUCGGAUACGCACUGGACAGAAUCCACGGAAAAUAAAGGGUAGCCUAGCCCUUACAGUGCGCGAGCGACUGGCCAGACCGCCACUGUUGCAUACGCGCUAGCUCACGUUGCGACACAUGAAAAAUUGCUGCGGGAUGAAGACGCACGAAUCCAGCGCGAGCAUGAUGCUUGACUGAAUCUACACCUUAUCCCUUAUAAUAACCAGUCAGACUUUCGGGCUGCUAUUUUUUUGUUUGAAGUACGAAGAGGAAGUGCAUUUAUUGUCACGAAGAUGAGUGUGAGCCAGGCUGGGUAUGAUGGCAUUUCUAGAGUUGAUGGAGGAACGGUGACGGGCGGCCUUAACAUUAGUGGUACCCCGAAACUGCUACAGUGUGUUCAGCCGCCUGGUAACCGAUCUAGGGAUGCCCGCUACCAGCAGCACGGAGGACGGCAGCACCAACGCAGUGGUGUACCUGUCAAACCACCUCAUUCUGAACGGUCCGAACCCGCGGAAGUUGUUAAGCGCGCAAUCGACUUCAAGACUCAAGGUACCCAGUGUUACAAGGAUAAGAAGUACAGGGAAGCGAUUGGCAAAUACCACCGUGCAUUAUUAGAGAUGAAGGGGUUAUGCAGGGUGCUGGGAGACCCUGACGCCAGCUCCAAAUCUCCUUCCUCCGUGCUGCCCGCGAUCACAAAGUCAGACAGUCUGACGGACGAGCAGAAAGGUGCCAUGGAGAAUGCUGAGCUGGAGUGCUACAACAGCUUGGCAGCCUGCCUGUUACAGAUGGAGCUGGUGAACUAUGAGCGCGUGAAGGAGUACUGUCUGAAGGUGCUGCGUAAGGAAGGGGACCAUUUCAAGGCUCUGUACCGUUCCGGAGUGGCUUACUAUCACCUGGGAGACUUUCAUAAGGCCCUGCACUACCUCAAGGAGUCGCAUAAACAGCAGCCUGCUGACACCAACGUUAUCCGCUACAUCCAGCUGACGGAGAUGAAGAUACGGCGUUCUGCCCAGAGAGAGAAAAAAGAGGCCAAAUAAAACGCCAACUCACUGUAUGUUUGAUAACUAACCUGCUUCUCGCUCAAUGCCAAUUUGUACUUUCUUCACGUGCCACCCAGACCUACCACACCUUGAUAACGGUCUUCGGGCCAGGAUUCAAUCCGAAAUCACACUUGACAUGUAAAGGUAUUUUGAAAUUGGUGGCACCCUGUCUUAGUAAACUGGCUAAAACCUGCUUUCACAGCUCUUUCUAUGACUUUGAGAAUAGCUACAUUUCUCCAGACCCAUCCCUCAGCUGUUAACCAAAAUACAGAGGUGUGGUGACUCCUUUGGUAUUGUUUCAGUUAAAUCAAUCAAUCAAUCAAUCCAACAAAUUUUGUAAAGCCCUUUUUACAUCAAAUAAAUGCUUAAGUAGAUACCCUGUCUGAAACUCAAAGUGCGAUCAGCAGUAAGUUAACGUUUAAAAUCCAAGUUAAUAAUAGUAAAAAAUCUGCAUAGUACAAGAGUAAUUGGAUUGAGUCCUUGCCCUGGUGUUUUAAAUUAUUUAUAUAGAUGUGUGUUUGCGUUGUACAGCAACUUCAGUCCAUCACCUUCUGGACGAUUAUGUGAUACAUACCAACACGUGUAGUUUAUUACCAAUACAUAUGUUGUACUUCAAAACUAUUUUACACAGACACAGUUCAUACAACUGACAUUUUGCACCUGGCAGCCAUUUGGUGAUGGUGUGUAUCACUGGUGUUUACAUUGAAAUGUCUCCAAAAGCUGAUGUCUAUGACCAAGCGGUUGAACAUAGUGUCAGAUGGAUAAUGCAUGGUCAAUCUAAACUUUGCACAAAAUGUAAAUGGGGCUACAACACUUGUGAUUUACUGAAACGCUGGGUGAAGCAGACACCGUGGGCGAUAUAACUGUGACUGAUUUAGUUAGUGCCUGGGGGGGCUAACUACAGAGCUGUAUCGACAAACUAGCCGACUAACUCACCUAAAUAAUCAGAAAGGACUUAUUUUUAUUGCUGAAAGAUAGACUUUAAAGCACAGCCAAUUUUAACUUUCCUAAUGAACCAAGAUUAAUAUUUAUUGCAGUUUUUUUAAUUUUUAUUAGCUGGUUAACACACUGAUUCUGUUCGGUAAGCCCCCACUGCUGCCCCCCCCCCCCCCAUUAAGUCAGUGUUUGGAACACAGUAGAAUCACUGUUUGACAACCUCCCACUGUUCAAAUCCAAGCCAAAACAACACUGGUCUUUAUAUAUGAUUGAGAUUUUGUGAUGUUUGGCAUGUUGUAUUAAUAACAUGUAGGUAAACACAUUACCUACAACAAUUACUGUAUAAUAGAUCUAUGAAGACUAUAUUUAAAGAAUCAAUUUAAGAGUGUUAAGGUUAUGAUGGCACAUAUUUGCUAAUUAUAAGUUAAUUGUCACGACACUUUAAAAGAUGCAUUUCACAAAAUAUAUAAAAGAGUAGCUUACUUUAUGAAAGAAAAUGCUUUUGGUGUCUGUUUUAAAUAUAUGGUAACAAAAAUUAUUGUGUUUUGGUUUUAGAUGCAAGCGGGAGCUUGCAAAUUAAAGGCCAAUUCCUCAAUUUUUCUAUCGCUUAUGUUUUAACUCCUGAACCAUACCAGCGUCAACAUAAUGAGAAAAGGGCAUUUUUCUACAUUCUAUGGUUAAUGUGUUUAGAAAUGUCCUAGAGAAGUGCUACUCAAGGACAUCAUUUUCAAAUGUUGACAUUGGUGUAAUGAUGAAGACUAUUAACAUGAAAAUUGAUGGAACGGUUCUUUAAGAAACCUAUGUUUAAUGUUACAUUGUGUAUGUAAUAAAGGUGUUAUUAAUUGUU